GAGUUGUUUUUUGUCGUGAUUUUGGUUUCGGAGGAAGAAGCUUGGUCGAUUUGUCGGUCGACGGAGGCCUCGAAAGAUGAGAUCUGUUCUCUGUGGCUUGCCCAGAGUGGCAUGCCUAGCUUUGGUCGUUCUCGCAGCCCAAUGCCUGGCCGAGCUGGCCCCAAAAGACGCUGAAGGCGUGUUUGAAUUGGACCACAACACGUUCGAGGAAACGGUGAAGAGCAAAGACGUCGUAGUGGUCUAUUUCUACACGACAUGGUGUGAGAAGUGUGCGGAAUUCCAGUCCAACUGGACCCAGGUAUUGAAGGGCACAUCGGAUUUGGAGAACGUCGCUUUUGCCAAGCUGAACGCGCAGGAUGCACAAUCUCUGGCUGAGCAGUACCAGAUUGGGUCCUUCCCGAAUCUGGUGACCUUCCGCGACGGUGUCGAGUAUCCCUAUGACAGCAAAGACUAUUCUGCCGAGGGCAUCAUUGCCUCUGUCCAGCGUUAUGCCAGCUCAUCGUGGAGCAAGCCCGACCAAUACUCCGACCACUUGACAAUGGGUGAAUUCGAGUCCACCAUCAAGAAAGGAGAUGGUAUGUUGGUUAAGUUCUAUGUACGCUGGUGCGGCCAUUGUCGUUUGAUGGGCGCUGAGUGGGACAAGGCGGCUCGCGCCUGCGAGAAGCUCAACCCGCCAAUGAAGAUGUAUCAGGUCGACUGUGAAGCCGAGAAAGACCUGUGUAACGAGAACAAGGUCGACUCGUACCCAACCCUGCGCUUCUACCGCGACGGCAAGAUCGUCGAACCUUACCAUGGCGAAAGGAAGAAGAAAGCAUUUAUGGACUAUCUCCGCCGCAAGACUGGACAAGCCGCCAAGAAGAUUGAUGCCACUGAGAAGCGCGUACGAGAGCAUAUUACCGCUCUGCACCGCAACGGACAACCAGCGAUCAUUGGAUUCUUUCCCAGCGAGGAUGCAGAGGCCCUGGACCUAUUUGAAAUGGUGGCUAAUGAGAUUCGCGACAAACUGGAGAUUGUUCACGUCAUCAGUGCUGACAUGGGAAAGAAGUACGGUAUUGAGGGCGAGUAUGGCGUUUACCUGUCGCAGCCCGAGCACCUGCGCUCCAAGUACGAGGAGCAGUUCCACGCCCUGGACGCGUUCAGCGUGGACGAGAAGGACGCGCUCAAGAGCUGGCUGUACACAAAGUCGCGCCCUCUGGUGGGUCACCUGCAGGGCCACAAUACCGGCGUGGAGAAUAUCUACUGGGAUAUGAACGUCGUCACGCUCUACUACACGGUCGACUUCAGCAAGGAGAUGAGCAAGGCUACCCAGUUCUGGCGGCGCCGUCUGGUUGAGAUUGCCAAGGACUACAAGGAGCAUGCUGACACUCUGGCAUUCGCCGUAGCAGACGACGAGGCUUUCGGCAACCUUCUGCAGUCCAUGGGCAUGAGCGACAACGCUUUUGACGUCAGCCUGGCCAUCUCGGGUCCAGAAGUGAAGCAGCACUACCCUCUAGAAGAGGACUGGGAUGAGGACCUGUUCCGCGAGCACAUUGACAACUUCCUCGCCAAGAAACUCGAGCCGUAUGCAAGGUCAGAGCCGAUACCGGCACGUAAUAACGGACCAGUGAAGAUUGCCGUCGCCAAGAACUUCAAGGAGUUGUACGGAAACGCUGAUCGCAAUGUCAUCGUCAUGUUCUACGUGCCCUGGUGCCCCUACUGCCGCGAGAUGGAGCCCAUGUUCCUCAAGGCGGCACGCAAAUAUGUCAAUGACAAGAACCUCAUCUUCAUUAAGUUCAACAUCCAGGAGAAUCAGCUCCCCAGGGAGUUUGAGGGCAAGGUGGAAGGCUAUCCAACCAUCUACUUCCGCGGCCGCCACAGUACGGAAUUGAAGAAGUACGAGGGAGGUCCAGUGGUCCAGGCCCUCGCCGACUUUGCCGACAGCAACAGCAAGCAAUUCGCGCACACAGAGUUGUGAGCUAGCGGCGCAACGCAGGCAAGCGUACGCUUGCAUGCACGCUCGCACACGUCGGCAGCGCUCUGUCGAGUUGCAUUCCCCCAGCGCACACACCAUGUGGAAUGACGGCCAGGCACGCACCAUGCUGAAUACCAGUUUAAUACGCAGGCUGCUGUACUUUCUGGGCAGCAUGGCGCAGCCACGUCAGCAACAGCAGCCUCUUGUCCCUAGUUCUUGUUCUGUUGGUAGCUGAGCAGGCUUCAGUUUGCCUGUUUGUUUAGGAUGCGCCGUACCACCACACUAAGCUGUUACAGCAUCAUCAUCAGCAUCACCCACUAGCACUGCUAGUAGACUUGAGUAUGCGUCUAUAUGUAUCUGCUUCUGUAUGUCUGGGUGUGCGUGCGUGCGCGCGUGCAUGUUGUCAACUGCAACGGUUUUCUUGAUUCCUCUCUUUUAUUUAUUUUCUUCCUGCCCCUCAAUUAGCUGAGUGACGUAUACCCGGUAACCAUGGUAAUUUAAAAGACUGCGCUUGUCAUACUGCGUUGUGUGCUUGCGGGUACCUGCGAUC
Molecule: messenger RNA, 2501 nt
Organism: Sycon ciliatum
Lineage: Eukaryota; Metazoa; Porifera; Calcarea; Leucosolenida; Sycettidae
Product: protein disulfide-isomerase A4-like
Exons: 12
Coding region: 77-1954 (625 amino acids)
Biological process (GO): response to endoplasmic reticulum stress; protein folding
Cellular component (GO): endoplasmic reticulum
Molecular function (GO): protein disulfide isomerase activity
Source: RefSeq, a predicted model, not a curated record